GAAGAACUAAUAACAACCUUUUUGGAAGACCAGGAUCCAGAGAGUAGAUUAGAGGUUGGAGCUGAUAUGCGAAAAAUUCAUCACUGUUUCCAUUAUUUAAAGAAGCUACUGAAUGACAAGAAGAUCCACGUAAAGAGCCCAGUCUGCUCUGAAAUCAAAACUCAAAACUGCCAAGAACCAUUAAAAGAGGAAGAAUAUAAAAAGCUACGAGAUAUUCUACAGCAGAGAGAUAACGAAAUCAAUAUUCUGGUCAAUAUGUUAAAGAAGGAAAAGAAGAAAACUCAGGAUGCACUCCACUUAUCUAGUAUGGACAGAAGUGAAUGUAGACAUUCACAGAGCUCACCUUUCCCACCUGGGAACCCAGAAGGUCCGAGAAUUUUGCUUCCAUCACCUCCCACACAAUCCCAGGAUGGCCCCUUCGCAUACAGAUCCAGUCUACUCAACAGAAAAACAGGUCAGUUGACUAAGUUUCUAGUAUUUCUCAUAAUGAAUUUCAACAUAGCAUCCUUUAGUUUUAAAUAUGCACAUAUGAAGGCUCCAACAAUUUAUUUGGUAGAAUUAUCUCUUAUACAUUAUCAAAUCUUUCAGUGAAAUAAUCAUUUCCAGAAUUGAUGACUGAACUGAAAAUAGAAAGUAUGAAUUGUCAGUAUUCAUAGAAUACUGACAGAAUGAGAUGGGCAGAAUGAGAUGGGUCUAGAGCAAUGGCUGAAAAGUUGACUUUGGAGUAAAAGAAUAAGAACCUCCCUCUUGUUACAGGAAGGGAAGAAUAAAGACAG
This is a messenger RNA of Talpa occidentalis (Iberian mole), 776 nucleotides long. RefSeq names its product kinesin-like protein KIF6. The transcript is spliced from 3 exons. The record is from RefSeq and is a predicted model, not a curated record. The coding region runs from base 67 to 591 and encodes 174 amino acids. Lineage: Eukaryota; Metazoa; Chordata; Mammalia; Eulipotyphla; Talpidae.